Messenger RNA from Adelges cooleyi (spruce gall adelgid), 2175 nucleotides. RefSeq names its product membrane-bound alkaline phosphatase-like. Gene Ontology annotation, molecular function: alkaline phosphatase activity. The transcript is spliced from 7 exons. Lineage: Eukaryota; Metazoa; Arthropoda; Insecta; Hemiptera; Adelgidae. The record is from RefSeq and is a predicted model, not a curated record. The coding region runs from base 329 to 1930 and encodes 533 amino acids. Gene Ontology annotation, biological process: dephosphorylation.
UCUUAUUAGUAUUCUAUGUACCUACAGUUUUAUAACAAUUGCAUGGUUUUGUUGCGUUUUUUUUACUAGUAAAGACUUUUAUUUUGUUUUGACCUCAGUAGCUCUGUUCAUCGGUGUUACAGCAAUACUCAGAUAAUUUAAAUCAGUACGCAACAACGGAAAUAUUAAAAAUAUAUAUUUUUGUAUUUUUAAUUAUAUUAAGAACAAGAAAAAAAAUAUAUUAUCGAAUUAUUUUCAAAUAAGCGAGUGUUUGCAACAAACUUAUAGAUGUGUGAAUUCCUAUAAGGCUAUAAAAACUUGUUAUCAUAAUAGAAAAAGCGUUCAAUCAAUGAUGCUAAUGAAGUCGUUUGUGUUCUUUUUAGCGUAUGCAGCCGGGGGAUUGUCGGAUUAUACUGAAAACCCAGGAACAGAUGCUGAGUAUUGGUUGAAAAAUGGAAAGCUUAAGAUUGCAGAAAAAUUGAAAAUUAAGUUAAACACCAACAAGGCCAAGAACUUGAUUAUUUUCAUGGGCGAUGGCAUGUCACCGACAACGUUGAUGGCGGCCAGAAUUUAUCAAGGGCAGCUAAAAAAUAAAACCGGGAAAAACGAAAAUCUCAGCUUCGAAAAGUUCCCGUACACCGGCCUAAUAAAGUCAUACUGCGUGGACAACAUAGUGGCAGACUCUUCUUGCACGGCUACUGCGUAUUUGGGCGGUGUCAGAGGUAAUAGUCGCACAGUAGGAGUGUCAGGACAUGUUACGUUUAACGACUGUCCGGCUUCGACGAUAGCGUCCAACCAAGUGGAUUCAAUCAUGCAAUGGGCUCAAUGGGCGGGUAAAGCUACAGGUAUAGUGACCAACACGCGGGUGACGCACGCUUCGCCUGCGGGUGCUUAUGCUCACACGUGCAAUAGAGAUUGGGAAUCUGACCGUAGCAAAAUGAUGUCCGCAAAUCUGACUGACGUGGAACAAUGCGAAGACAUAGGCCGGCAAAUGGUGACCAGGGAUCCUGGCAGGAACUUUAAGGUGAUUAUGGGCGGUGGACGUAAUAAGCUGAUGCGGAAGAAAACCAACUCUUCCGGAGAGCGCAACGACGAGGACUUGUUGGAUAAGUGGAUGGCAGACAAGCAAGAACGUUUCCACGGCAAGACCGCUAAGUACAUUACUACUCGAAAAGAACUCCUUACUACCGACAUGUCGAAAACCGAUUUUCUCCUAGGUCUUUUUCACGAUGACUUACUCGACUACAGGCUGAAGGCGGACGCGACCAAGCAACCGACUCUGGCGGAGAUGACUAGCAAAGCCAUUGAACUGCUGGAAACCGAGAAAGACGGGUUCGUGCUGUUCGUCGAAGGUGGUCUGAUCGACAUUGCCAACCACGGGGGUCUGGCCAAAAUAGCAUUAGACGAGACGUUGGAGCUGUCCAAAGCCGUGGCGGCAGCAGUGAAAUUGACUCGGGAAGAUGACACACUUAUUGUGGUCACCUCGGAUCACGCUCACGUGUUGACCAUGUCUGGAUAUUCGAAAUGGGGUACGGACAUACUUGGACUGUCGGAGAAGGUCGAUGACGACAAAAAACCGUACACGACCCUUGCGUACGCAAGCGGCCCGAGAACGAACACCAACAGCUGGCAGUGUCACCGAGCUAAUUAUACCCACGUCGAUUUCGGAGACGUCGACUACAUAUACUCGAGUAUGGUUCCUCUGCGUCACGGUACACACAGCGGCGACGACACGAUUGUCUUUGCUAGAGGACCGUGGGCUCAUCUGUUUACUGGCCACUACGAACAAACCAUGAUUCCUCUGGCAAUGGCGAUGGCUGCCGGUAUUUCCACGGAUCCUCUGUCGAACGAAUUAGCAUACUCUUUGGGAAUUUCAAUAUUCAGUGUCCAACAUUUCACAACAACGUUGGUACUAUUAUUUCUGUCGAUAGCCGUACAGAUGCUUCGAUGAUUGUUUUGCGCAUAUGGUUUUCGUUUGGAUUUAGAUCUCUUGUAAUGUUAUACCACUAGCUAUUAAGUACCUAUGGUAUCUAAAAGAUUCUUUACUAACCCUAUUCGUUUAUAGAAUUUUGUAAUAUAUUUGUACUUCUGAGUUUUGCUUUUUUCAUGUUUAAUUUUUACUUUUUUACAAUACAAAACACACUUAGUUUGUUUAUUGUAAUUGCUCAAAUAAAAUGUUAUGUUAUUUUUAGAAAA